UUAGGAGUAGGGCCCCCACAUUUUGAGCUGUGGGGUAGGCUGGGCGUAGAGGACCAGCUAGCUGCUCUGCUGGAGAGCACAUUAGGGGCCAUGGGCGCAGGUGCUGGGUGGGGAGAAUGGGGGGAUGCAGCCCAGAGCCCCUCGGGGAAGGCUGUGGCUCACUGGAGCCCGCUUCCUGGAGCCGGGCCACCCCGGGGGAGGGGUGUUUGCCCGUUGCCAGGCGCCCGGGUUCCAGGCUGACAGCGGCCAUGCCCCUCACAUUGUCCUUCCUGCUCUGCCUGCUGCUGGCCAUGCCCGCCCCCUCCCGCCCCUGGGCUCGGCCCCUGUGGUACCAGGUGGGGCUGGACUUACAGCCCUGGGGGUGCCAGCCAGAGAUCCCGGAGGGCUGCAGGGGCAGCCUGGGCUGCCUCAGCCACUGGGUGAGCCUGGGGGUGAACUACGUCUACCCUGUGGCUCUGGCCACCCUCGCGGCUGCCCUGGUGCUGGCGAUCGGGCAGCUCCUGCAGAGGCGCUUGCGGGCUGUGGCCAAGGCCGAGAGUCCUUCAGUGACCGUGGAUCCCGCUGGACCUUGGAAACGGCGAACCCCGAUCUGUUCAGACCGCACCGUACUCCACAGGGCCCUUCAUAUGCUAGAUGCCCUCCUGCUCCAAAUUGAGGGCCACCUGCGGCAUCAAGCCAGCCAGCAAAGGCCCCAAAUAAAGGGGACCCCUCCCCAGAGCGGGUGACCCAACCAACGCCUCUCUCUGCCUGGUGGCCAGUCGGGGUAGGGAUGGCCUGAGGCUCUGGGCCUUCUCUGCUUAUAGAGCCAGCAGGCCUGGUGAGGCCUCGGCGCCCAGGCCACAGGCUGGCUCAGGCUGCUCCGCGGCCCCCACCAACUGAUCCCUCCUCCCCAAGUUCCCACCCACAAAUACAGCUGCUGCCCUGGGGCUCCUCAGGGCCCCCAGUGUAGUGGGAGGAGAUGGACCCUCAGGGCAGACGUGGGUGGUCCAGGUUGGGCCCCCCAAGGAGGAAAAGGGCCUUCACCCCUUCCCCACCUCCCUUCUGUCAUAGCUGGUCCAGCUUGAGUGGGUGCUGAGACGUGCAUUUCUAUAAUCUCUGUUUUAGGAAAAGUGUAACAUUAUGAGUUCAAAAAUAGAAAAGUGAAUUCGAAUAAUGAGAGAAGGAAUCACGAGAGAUCACAAAUGACACUGUCAGGAAGCGGGUCGCUGUGCCGCAGAAUCCGGAACGACACCUUUCUGGUGCU
Messenger RNA from Manis javanica (Malayan pangolin), 1243 nucleotides. It is a transcript of the gene TMEM89, whose product is annotated as transmembrane protein 89. Lineage: Eukaryota; Metazoa; Chordata; Mammalia; Pholidota; Manidae. The record is from RefSeq and is a predicted model, not a curated record.